Molecule: messenger RNA, 1278 nt
Organism: Letharia columbiana
Lineage: Eukaryota; Fungi; Ascomycota; Lecanoromycetes; Lecanorales; Parmeliaceae
Exons: 2
Coding region: 1-1278 (425 amino acids)
Source: RefSeq, a predicted model, not a curated record
AUGCCUCAAGGCAGAAGGGCCGCAACAAAAGCUCCAGCGCCCUUUUCCGAAGCGAACCCCUCUACCGUGGUCAUCUCCAAUGACGGCGACAUCCUUAUACAAAUCAAAGACCCCACCACGUGUACUGAUCACUGCUAUCGAUGUUCGAGAGAUGUGCUACACAGUGCCUCCGAAUAUUUCAACGUGCUGCUAGAUCCUGUCAAAUUCAGCGAAGGCAUCGCUAUCGAGGCGAGACUUCAGGACCUCACGAGGCAAUACAAUGAUUCCGCAGCCAUACCCGCAUCAGAACUCCCGAAAGCCGUCGUUUCGGAUGUAGGCGCUCUCCCCGAGGGUUGCAUCUCAACCGGCACGGUCGUCAGGCUUUUCUUCAAGAUUUUGCACGAUCCUUCUACAAGCUGGCCAGUCCUACGCGCACAUUCCGUCAAUCUCAUAGCACUACUUUCCAUCGUGGCCGACAGGUUCGCUUGCUCAAAUACUAUCGCGGAAUACUUGAUACGGCAGGGAUUGGAAAUCACACUCCUCAAAGAUCGGAAGUCCGCUACGACUCAAGAGAUUGAGCUUGAGAAUCGCCAAAGGUUGUUGGCCGGUUUGUUUUUCGGGUUUCCGGAUUGGGUACGUCAAUGUAGCGCGGCUCUGAUCGUCGAGGCUUCAAAAAGGCAGAACAGUACCGAAGAUGAAGAGCGGGAAGGAGAGGAUGCUCUAUGGUGGAUUCUACCCGGUGGCGUCGAAGAAGAGCUUGCCUGUCGACGCGACUACGUCUUGGACACUCUGAGUUCCAUUCAAAAACAUUUCAUCAACCUCUAUAUCUCCAAGCAGACUCAGUGCAGGCUCGGCUACAGUUCAUCGCCUCAAUGUGACGCAUAUCAACUGGGCGAGAUUAUUCGCUUCCUCUGUCGCAAAGGAAGAACACUACGGAUUGAAAGCGCCUUUGACCCUGCGCCUGAAGAGCUCGAGCCUUACAAUGGUAACCUCAACGAUAUCAUAGCUAAGCUCAAGGAGUGCCCUUCGUAUCAAAUCGACGACAACCACACUCACUGCGGCGCACGCACUAGGUUGAUGCCUGUUUUGGAGCGACUUCGCCCUUCUUUCCAGGUCGGCAUAUGUUCUGGAUGUUGGAAGGAGGAUAAGAGCAAGGAGAGCUGGCUAGAGAACCCCACAGGAGGUACAUGGGCCAAUGCAGGCGAAAGGUUCCAUGGUAGGGGUUGUCGAGCUCAUCGGGAUACCAAGGCGAUGUAUACGGCAGUGAAGAGGGACUGGACGCCUGUGUAUGCACUUUGA